UACUGGAUCGAAGACAGUUGGAAAAAACGAUUUUGUAGUCGUCCGAAAUUUUGGGAUCGCCAUUCUUUCGGACUGUUCACAAAGAUUUAAUACGCUUCGUGUCGCCGCCGCUGAAGAGGACAAAUAUAUGUGAACAUGUACGCAUGAUUUCAUGAGAAGACAAGCACGAGAUUCAACGCCAAUCGCCUAACGACCCUGCACCGCAUCAACAUAUUGACCAAAAUGGCGGUGGAACGUUCCACCUACUUCAUCACUUCCGCCGUGCUGCUGGCCUUCUCAGUCGCGUACGUCUUCUCCUACUGGAUCAAUUCAAAGCGAAAUCGGUACCUGACGUCAGACUUCAGCCUAGUUCUGUACAUGACACUUCUUCUUUUCAUUUGUGUCAUUUGCAUGCUCCGUUAUCUCAUCCCACGCCAGACCAGUAGCUGGGAAAUACAACAGGAAGCAAGACAAUCUACGCAUGCGCAUCGAAAAAACCGAGCUGUCAUUUCCUGUAUUGCGAAAUGCGGGUUGGUAAUUUUUCUCAUAGGUGCCAUUAUGUUUGACUGUGUUUCCACAAUUGGGCUUGUGAGUUGCAUGGACGUGUUCCUAGCUGAUAACUGUUACCAAAAGGAAAGAAUGGUGACUGUAAUCAAUAAGAUAGCAAAAAUGCUCUUCAUGGGCAUCCAGGCCACGUUCCUAAUAUCUGAGAGCGAGAUGUAUGUCAAAUAUGGCCGAUCGAACACCAGCCGGAACGUCUAUAUUGUGAACUCAAUUAUGAAUUUCACGUUCGUGAUUUUCAACGCCUUGCAAGAAGUAAAAUCGGCCAAUAAAGGUGUACAUGGCGUGUACUGUGUGAGUCCGUCGUUACCCGCGAAUGCCUCGACGGCGGAGAAAGCCAGCUUCCAACACCAGUACGACUGCAUCAACGACCGAACCCACAUGGACAAAGCGGCAAUAAAAGUCGGGCCAUAUCUCCACCCGUUUCAUUCUGAAUUCUGCACAAUGGCGACCACCCUCAAUCUCAUUCUUUGGAAACUGUUCUCAAAUGAUAAGUUGAAGAAUGACGCAACAUCUACAAAGGAAUGUCGCAGAAGACGCCGAAUAAGAUCGCAACGAAUUCAUCCACAUGUCUCUAUCAUGUCCGCAUCGAAUUUAUCGGAGGCUCCCCCUGACGGGAAUGAUAUGACGUCAUUAGAGAGGAGGCGUCUGUUAGAAAAUGAAGAGACUGCGUUUGAAAAUGAAAUUGAAGAAAAUGAGUCGGAUUUUGAUAUCAGUCUAACGACUGAUAGAACUUUCGAAAGAAUCGCAUCAUUCGGUCGGGACAACGAAGCGGAUUCUCCAGAUAUUGCGGUAUCAACGACCUCGAGACACGAUCAAGUGGGCGAAUCCGAAGGCUACGGGUCAAUGGACGGGAAUCACACGAGUCCGCGGGGGCCUGCCUCCGAUAGCCAGGAAGCCGGGUGUUCAUUCCCGUGUUGCCGCGAUCAGUGUCGGGGAUGCCUUGAUCCAAGACCGCGGCAAAUUUACGGCCCGGACAACGGAUGUGGUUUCAUUGCAUUCGCCAGUCUCGCCCUUCUCUGCGUGGAGACCGUCAUGUCUCUGUUGCUACAGUCAAGAGACACGCGGAGGAAGUUGUUUACACCCCUCUACGUCAUUAGCACCGCCAAAAUGUCUCUCAUGCUAAUCACGUCCGUCUUCCUAGCAGAGAUUAGCCGCAGGAAGCUUCAGACGGGUCCAAAAGUUAAGCAGACUCUGUCGGUCGGAUCAAUCGUUCUCAUCAUAUCGGCUUUCAUAAUAUUCUUAUAUCGAGUUCUUGAAGGGGUCGCUGCGCUCGACCUUUUGAUACUGGCACCGAAUUCAACUAAAAUGGACGCACGUUUCAUUGCCGAUCAUGAGUUCACCCUCGAGGUUCAAAAUAUCCUCGAUUUCUUCAAUGCAUUGCUCUACAUUGCGCAAGCCGCCAUUCAGACAAACCUCGUUUUGAGAAUCCACUGGAUUAUGAAACGGAACUGGCCCGAUGACGUCAUUGCCUCUUCGACCGCAAUGCAGUUUACCACAUUCCUGAUGGCCGCGAACUUCUCCCAGUGGCUCCUCGGGACUGUGGUGGAGAUGAAGUACCCCAAGGUCAACUUCUCGCAAGUGCUGUACUAUGACGAUGCGACCUGGAAGGUAGUAGUCUACGUGUUGUAUCCGUUCGUCAUUUACUAUCGAUUCCACUGCACCAUGUCAUUGGCAAAGCUCAUGCUGUGGAGACGGGAAGUCAAGAACGCUGGGCAGCUGGGCACGCGGAGAGAGGACUUCCUCGCAACAUUUGCUUAUUAUUAAAUAUACGACAUUAUAGUAUGUUUUCUGUGCGCUGGCCUCAAAAUUCAACUGCGCCAUGUCCCUACUGAGAACAUUUCUGAAGGCUAGGACACUGGACGGUACAAGGGCACUAACGGGACAUUUGUUUAUCACGGCACUGUAAUCUUUAUUCUACAACCUGGUGUCACGGUCCCACCACGUCCACUGUACCAUGUCCCUGGCUGAUUACCUGCUAGGAGGGAGGAAUAUCAAGAAUGCCGCCCAUGGUGGCAGAGUACACGAAGAGAGGAGAUGGUCGGACCGGCAAGUCUGUUGGGGACAAACUUGGAUCAACCUUAGUGUCAAAAACACGGACAAAGAGGAAAAAAGACAAUUGUGGAUAAGUUUAUAGAAAGUAUAUUACUGAUAUUCUUGAAAUUCAACAAAGAUAGCUUAGUGAAACAGCAUAAAGAGUUUUGUAUAGUGUUCGGUGGAGGCCCAGUUUUUUUAAAUCACCAAUAGGCGUCUCCACUGUCUCACAUACAUCAGCACUUAUCCAGCCUACCAGUUUCUAUGGCGAUGUCAACCAGAACCAAGAGGGCCUUUUAAUGCCAAAAGGUGGCAGCAGUAGUUAGCGGACCAAUGCAAUACAGAACCUCUUGUGGGUGAAAUUGACACGGGUUUGACAUUGGCUGGAAAUGUACUGUGUGUCAGAUCACUAACGGCUACUGCUACCUACCGGUCAUAAAGUUUGUUACUCAACAUGUUGAGCAACCUGCAGACCGGACCCAGCGGGCUGGACCCCUAG
Messenger RNA from Lineus longissimus, 3073 nucleotides. RefSeq lists its product as uncharacterized. Gene Ontology annotation, biological process: proton transmembrane transport. The coding region runs from base 223 to 2307 and encodes 694 amino acids. Lineage: Eukaryota; Metazoa; Nemertea; Pilidiophora; Heteronemertea; Lineidae. The record is from RefSeq and is a predicted model, not a curated record. Gene Ontology annotation, cellular component: membrane. Gene Ontology annotation, molecular function: proton channel activity. The transcript has 3 exons.